AUGUUGAAGAAUUUGAAAGAUGUGAGGAGUUUUCAAUGGACGAAGGAAUGCCAAAAAGCCUUUGAAGACCUCAAUGCAUACCUCGCCGAUCCAUCGCUAUUGACGAGACCAGUACCUGAAAAGGAGUUGCUCCUGUACUUGGCAACAUCACCGGUGGCUGUGAGCUCCAACUUAAUAAGAGAAGAAGAUGGAGUCCAAAGACUAGUGUACUAUGUCAGUCACGUCCUGUUGGACGCAGAAAUUCGAUAUCCCCAGAUUGAGAAGCUCGCAUUUACGCUGGUGAAAGCAGCCCGGAAGCUUAGGCUGUACUUCCAAGCCUACCUGAUAGUGGUCAUGACUGACCAACCUUUAAAAAAGGUACUCCACAAGCCUGAUGUAUCCGAAAGAUUGACAACCUGGGCAAUUGAGCUGAGCGAGUACCAGAUCGAGUACAGGCCUAGAACGGAUAUGAAAGGCCAAGCUCUAGCGGACUUCGUAGCUGAAUGUACGCAGAGCGAGAACGAGCUAGAGGAGGAGAUCGUGCCGAAAGAAAAAAUCAGCCCAGAGCCAUCUUGGACAAUGUUCGUGGAUGGAUCAAGUAACGCGAAAGUCAGGGGAGCAGGCUUCAUCUUAACAAGCCCGGAAGGCUUCAAAAUACUGUUCGCGCUAUGCCUGCACUUUCCUGCCUCCAAUAAUGAGGUUGAGUACGAAGCGCUGAUUGGGGGGCUACAAAUCACAAAGGCUGUACAGGUCAGAAAUCUAGCCGUACGGGCUGACUCACAGCUGGUCGUGAACCAAGUCAACAGGGAUUAUGAGGCCAAGGAUGAUCGGAUGGCAGCAUAUUUGAAAGAAGUGAAACAGUUACUGAGCUUGUUCGAGAGCUUCGAGAUAAUCAGGGUUCCGUGUUGUAAAAACGAGAAGGCGGACGCACUUUCCCGUUUGUCUAAAGAAGAGCUAGCACAACUUGACAACUCAGUAUAUGUUGAACAACUUUAUGGACCCGCUCAUCUAGCUCGAGAGGUCACACAGGUCGAGGUCGAGCCCAGCUGGAUGGACCCGAUUGUCGCUUAUCAGAAAGAUGAUGUCCUACCCCAAGAUAAAAUGGAGGCACAAAAGGUUCGAGGUCGUGCCGCCCGGUAUACUCUAAUAGAAGGAGAGCUUUACAAAAGGUCAAUCACAGGCCUGUUGCUGAAAUGUUUAACUCCCACACAUGCCCCGAAUGCCUUGACAGAGGUCCAUCAAGGCAUAUGCGACAGUCACAUGGGGGGACGCCACCUGGCCUAUAAAGUACUGAGAGUUGGACUCUAUUGGCCCAACAUGCAGAAGGACGCCAUCUAG
Telopea speciosissima is the source of this 1317-nucleotide messenger RNA. RefSeq lists its product as uncharacterized. Gene Ontology annotation, molecular function: nucleic acid binding; RNA-DNA hybrid ribonuclease activity. NCBI's taxonomy places the organism in Eukaryota, Viridiplantae, Streptophyta, Magnoliopsida, Proteales, Proteaceae. The transcript has a single exon. The coding region runs from base 1 to 1317 and encodes 438 amino acids. The record is from RefSeq and is a predicted model, not a curated record.